AUGUCCCCAGCCAUGGUGAUGGCUCUGAUGACUCGGAGUACACUCCUGUCCGCCUUGAAAGAAUGCAACAAUGGCGGAAAGGUCGUCUUUGACAAGCAAUACGUCAUUGGCACGGCGCUUGAUCUGCAGUUUUUGAAGCAUGUCGAUUUAGAAAUCAACGGCUACAUCCAAUUCACCAACGACACCGACUACUGGCAAGCGCACGCCUUCCGACAGGGCUUCCAAAACGCGACGACCUUCUUCCAGCUCGGCGGCAAAGACGUCAACAUCUACGGCACCGGCACGCUGGACGGCAACGGGCAGGUGUGGUACGACCUGUACGCGCAGAACGACCUGAUCCUGCGGCCGAUCCUGAUGGGCAUCAUCGGCCUGCACGGGGGCACGAUCGGUCCGCUGAAGCUGCGCUACUCGCCGCAGUGGUACCAUCUCGUCGCAAACUCGUCGGACGUGCUGUUUGACGGGAUCGACAUCAGCGGGUUCAGCAAAAGCAACAAUACGGCCAAGAAUACGGAUGGCUGGGAUAUCUAUCGCUCGGAGAAUAUCGUCAUUCAGAAUUCGGUUAUCAAUAAUGGUGAUGACUGCGUCUCCUUCAAACCCAACAGCACGGAAAUCCUCGUGCAGAAUCUGCACUGCAACGGCUCCCACGGCAUAUCCGUCGGCUCACUGGGGCAGUACAAAGGGGAGGUCGACAUCGUCGAGAACGUUCUCGUCUACAACAUCUCCAUGUUCAACGCAUCUGACGGCGCCCGCAUCAAAGUCUGGCCAGGCGUGCCCUCCGAGAUGUCGGCCGAUCUGCAAGGCGGUGGCGGUCUGGGCAGCGUCAAGAAUGUCGUCUACGACACGCUGUACAUCGACAACGUCGACUGGGCGAUUGAGUUGACGCAGUGCUAUGGCCAGAGUAAUGCUACGCUUUGUACGGAGUAUCCGAGCAACCUCACCAUCUCAGACAUAGUCUUCAACAACUUCUCCGGCGUCACGUCGGGCAAGAACAAUCCUUAUGUUGGGACGCUGGUCUGCUCGAGUCCGAAUGUCUGCUCCAACAUCACGGCCACGAACAUCCAUGCCAUCAGCCCGAUUGGGACGAAUGAGUUUGUUUGUGAUAAUGUCAACGACUCCAAUCUGCAGGUGAACUGUACAUCAUCGUCGUAG
Molecule: messenger RNA, 1149 nt
Organism: Rasamsonia emersonii CBS 393.64
Lineage: Eukaryota; Fungi; Ascomycota; Eurotiomycetes; Eurotiales; Trichocomaceae
Product: Polygalacturonase
Exons: 7
Coding region: 1-1149 (382 amino acids)
Biological process (GO): carbohydrate metabolic process
Molecular function (GO): polygalacturonase activity
Source: RefSeq, a predicted model, not a curated record